This is a messenger RNA of Linum tenue, 660 nucleotides long. Lineage: Eukaryota; Viridiplantae; Streptophyta; Magnoliopsida; Malpighiales; Linaceae. The record is from the annotation of a GenBank genome assembly.
CAUCAUCUAAUGACACUAGAAGAAGAGCCACAUCAUUAUCUCAUUCUUCUUCUUCUUCUUGCUGUUCUUCUUUUUCUCCACUAAUGACCUAUUCCGUAAUUGUUAUUCUCGUGAUUAAUCUCACCAUCCCUUGCAAUGGAGAUGUUAGUAGCCAACAACAACAGCAACAACCAAAAGUGUCGCUCACAAAGAUGGCAAGCGACACCGUUUCAGUGUUGAAGGCAUCAUAUAGAAGCUCCUGGGACAAAGUUAAAAAUGUCAUCCAUGACAUACAACUGCAGUUUUCGCCCCCUAAUUUAGAUUUUAGAAGUGAGGACCCAAAAGUUGGGAGUGGAGCGACCACAGACAGGGUGAUAGGGGCAGCGGAGAAAAGCGUAGAAGUUGGCAAGCACGCUGUCGAAGAAACGGCGGAAGUUGCCGCUAAGGUUGUCGAGACCACAAUGCAAAUGACAACUGACAAGGUCAAGGGCAAGAAAUCUAGCCAUGAAGAGCUUUAAUUUUAUGAAUCACAAUGAUGAUUAAUCAUCAUCAUCAUCAUCAUCAUCAUCUAUAAAUUAGAUUAAAAUCAUGUCUUUCACUAAUCAAAAGCAAAUUUCCUUCUCAUUUAUCCUCCUCUCUAUGAUCUCACUCUAGUGACUAGCUCGAUUCUGAUAGACAACG